Messenger RNA from Rhagoletis zephyria (snowberry fruit fly), 1941 nucleotides. The record is from RefSeq and is a predicted model, not a curated record. Lineage: Eukaryota; Metazoa; Arthropoda; Insecta; Diptera; Tephritidae.
AUGGACAGCGCGGAAGUUUCAACUCCAACGGCUGACUCUGACGAGCAGCUAAAGCAAAAGCGAAAACGUCUUAGCAUCUCCUUAGAAACAAAGGAAACAAUUAUUCAAGAAUGUGAGCUAGCUUUGCAGGAAAACAUCAGCUUUCGUAAACUGGCCAAAAAAUGGGAAAUGAAUCCUCAAACGCUCUCUCAUAUCUGGAAAUCGCGCGAAAAGAUACUCGAACUAGUUCAAAGGAGAAACAAAAAACCGCCUCUUUCAGCAAACAGUCCUCUUAAAAACAAACUUCAGCGAACUCCAACAAAAGAAGUUUCCUUGACGAAUGGUACCUCUGGUGUACACACAUCAAUGCUCACAUCUAUUGAUAAUGUUCUCAUCACUUGGGUUGACGAACAAAUUGCUAGAGACAUCAUUGUGACAAAGGCCAAAUUGUGUGACAUGGCAAAGUUACUUUAUUCCAACUACGAGAGAAAGCUAAACCCAAACGAGGAGUGCAAGUUUGAGGCGGACACUAGCUGGUUUCGAGGUUUCAUGAAGCGUUUCAAGAUCAAAUCUAAACUCAAAGAACUAGUUGCUCAAAAAGCCAAAUACGACGAUAAGCCGACUUGCGAGUUUAUUGCCAAGUUUGAGCAGACUGUUUCUAAGGAAAAGUAUUUGCCCGAACAAAUAUUCACUGUUGAUGAAAUUGGUUUCAAGUGGAAGAUAAAUGGAAACUUUCAAGAGCAAGUUAUUUUGCUUCUCGGCGGAAACGCUUCGGGUGACUUUAAACUGAAACCGUUAAUGAUCAACUACACGGAAGCGCCGAGAGCACUGUUUCACGUACUCCGCAAUACACUGCCUGUCACAUAUCGUUCCAACAAAGCUCUACGCAUGAAUAAUGAUAUAUUCACAAAGUGGUUUCGAAAAUGUUUUUGCCCGCAAGUGAAAGACUAUCUUGCCAGCAAGAAUAUCGAGUACAAAGUUCUUUUGCUGAUUGACUCGGUUCCAGCACACUCAAAGACAUUGAGCUUCGGCAAAAAAGUGAAUGUCUUAUCCAUUCCUCCUUUAGUCUCGUGCAAGAUUCAUCCAAUGGUCAACUCUGAUUUACGAAAUGCAUUUCGAGAUGCCUACUUAAAAAGAGCAAUGAAAAUGGCCAAAAACUAUCUUGACUCAGCCGUUAAAGAAGAGAAAAAGUCUGAGUUGAUCGACUUUUGGAAAAGUUUUAAUAUAAAGCACUGCAUUGAGCUCGUAGGACAGGCAUGGAACGAAGAUGUCACUAGAGGAUUAAUGGUUAAUGCCUGGAAGAAAAUGUACCCAUCAAACCCUAGCACUGUCACAGAGAUCUCAACUUUGACCACAAUGGAGCAUCUAAACGAUGAACGGCUGAAGAAUGCAUUCGACCCACUGCGCAACACUUAUACUGACGAUUUAAUUGACUACUUUGAAAUUCACUCAGACCUAAUCGAGCAGUACAUGGCGGGCGAUGUUCAACAGCAACUUCGAAAUGGCAAUAAUGUUGAUGAAUACUCUUUCACUUCUUCUCCUGCCAUUUCAGAACUCUCUACCACUUCUUUGACAACUUUUAGACAGCAAUCGUCAAAUCUUUUAAAGCGACAACUAAAGACUCAGCCAUUUACUUCACAAUCCUCAACUUCGUCAUCAGUGUCAUCAUUUCCAACCACUACCAUCUCAUCAGUGUCCACGUCUGAAAGUGUUUCACAUGCGAGAAAGCAAACUUCAGACAACAUGAAACGUCCCUUGUUGAAGCAAGCACUGCUAAAUGGUAGCAAGUCCGUAAAGUUAAAUGGUCAUGUAGUCAAUUCCAUUGGUUCUCUACAGCAAAAUGGAAUAUCUUCUAAUGGAGCCAAAGAUGCUUCAAAAAUGGAAUUAGCUUCAAAAGAAUCGAAUGACUUGAGUCCAGUUAUGCGAGCAGAAAAGAUUUUACAUCAACAACAAAAGAUCUAA